Messenger RNA from Carica papaya (papaya), 3045 nucleotides. RefSeq names its product putative DEAD-box ATP-dependent RNA helicase 29. Lineage: Eukaryota; Viridiplantae; Streptophyta; Magnoliopsida; Brassicales; Caricaceae. Gene Ontology annotation, molecular function: RNA helicase activity; RNA binding; ATP binding. Gene Ontology annotation, cellular component: nucleus; cytosol. The record is from RefSeq and is a predicted model, not a curated record.
CCGAAGUGCAAAGCCCCGAGGUCGGAAGGGUUUUGGCUUCUCUUGAGGUAGGAAGAAGCCUUCGUUCUUUCUCGGCCGACGAGUGCCUCCGUUUUCUGUUUGUCUUGCGAGAAAAAGGUUUCCUGCAAAGCAAAGACAAAGUUGAGAAGAAAUUGUCGAACUUACCUUCCCUAUGGGUGGAGAACGGAGGCUCCUUGUGAGCUCCAAAUCGGAGCUAAAGCGGAAGGAGAAACAGAAGAAGAAAGCGAAAUCAGGGGGUUUCGAGUCCAUGAACCUGAGUGCCAAUAUCUUCAAAGGAAUCAAGCGGAAAGGUUACAGAGUACCAACCCCCAUUCAGCGGAAGACAAUGCCCCUUAUUUUGGCUGGGGCGGAUGUCGUUGCCAUGGCCCGUACUGGUUCCGGUAAAACGGCUGCCUUCCUUGUCCCUAUGCUCGAGAAGCUCAAGCAGCACAUUUCCCAAGGAGGCGUAAGGGCACUCAUUUUGUCUCCCACGCGAGAUUUGGCUUUACAAACCUUGAAGUUCACCAAGGAGUUGGGAAGGUUCACAGAUCUCCGUAUUAGUUUACUGGUUGGUGGCGAUAGCAUGGAAAACCAGUUUGAAGAAUUAGCGCUGAACCCUGAUAUCAUUAUUGCCACUCCUGGGAGGCUCAUGCAUCAUUUGUCUGAAGUGGAGGACAUGACACUUCGUUCAGUUGAAUAUGUGGUUUUUGAUGAGGCAGAUAGUCUCUUUGGCAUGGGUUUUGCGGAACAGCUGCAUAAAAUCCUUGCUCAGUUGAGUGAAAACCGUCAGACUUUACUUUUUAGUGCCACUUUACCUAGUGCACUUGCUGAAUUUGCGAAGGCUGGUUUGCGUGAUCCGCAGCUUGUGAGGCUAGAUUUGGAAACCAAGAUUAGCCCUGAUUUGAAACUUAACUUUUUCUCUUUACGCCAGGAAGAAAAACAUACAGCAUUGCUUUAUUUGAUAAGAGAUCAUAUCAGUUCUGAUCAGCAAACAUUGAUAUUCGUUUCCACCAAACAUCAUGUGGAGUUCCUUAAUACAUUAUUUAAGGAAGAGGGCAUCGAGCCUUCUGUAUGUUAUGGUGAUAUGGAUCAAGAUGCUCGCAAGAUUCAUAUAUCAAGGUUCAGGAGCAGAAAGACCAUGUUAUUAAUUGUGACAGAUGUUGCGGCCAGGGGCAUUGACAUACCUUUACUUGAUAAUGUUAUCAACUGGGACUUCCCUCCAAAACCUAAAAUUUUUGUCCAUCGUGUAGGACGAGCUGCCAGGGCAGGCCGAACUGGUACAGCAUUUUCUUUUGUCACGUCGGAGGACAUGCCAUAUCUCUUGGAUCUUCAUUUGUUUCUUUCUAAACCAAUCAGACCUGCUCCCUCCGAAGCGGAGGUUUUGCAGGACAUGGAUGGAGUAAUGAAUAAAAUAGAUAGAGCAAUUGCAAAUGGAGAAACUGUUUAUGGGCGUUUGCCACAGGCAAUUAUUGAUCUUGUUUCUGACAGAGUUCGAGAAAUUAUUGAUUCAUCUGCAGAACUAACUUCUCUUCAGAAAACAUGUACAAAUGCUUUUCGAUUAUAUUCAAAAACAAAACCCUUGCCUUCAAGAGAAUCAAUUAAAAGGUCAAAGGAUUUACCCCAAGAAGGGUUGCAUCCAAUAUUUAAAAAUGUUCUAGCAGGUGGUGAAUUGAUGGCAAUGGCAUUCUCUGAGCGCUUAAAAACAUUCAGGCCGAAGCAGACCAUUCUGGAAGCAGAAGGUGAAGCUGCCAAGUUAAAGCAUCAGAAGGGUCCGUCUUCCCAGUGGGUCGAUGUGAUGAAGAAAAAAAGAGCGAUUCAUGAGGAGAUCAUUAAUUUGGUACAUCGACAGCGCUCUAACAAUCAUGUGGAAAAGGAAGAUGAACCUGUGGUUGCUGCUUCUAUGGAGAAGGAGAGAAAAGGAUUAAGUGGUUCUAAAAGAAAGGCAAAAAGCUUCAAGGAUGAGGAGUACUAUAUAAGUUCUGUGCCAACAAAUCAGCAUACAGAGGCUGGCCUCUCAGUAAGAAGUAACCAGGGCUUUGGAUCAAACAGGUUAGAAGCUGCUGUUUUAGAUCUGGUUGCAGAUGAUAGUUCAGGAAUGCAGAAACAGAAGUCUUUUUACCACUGGGAUAAGAGAAGUAAAAAGUACAUCAAGUUGAAUAAUGGUGAACGUGUUACAGCCAGUGGAAAGAUAAAGACAGAGAGUGGUGCUAAAGUCAAAGCUAGCAAAACUGGAAUCUACAAGAAAUGGAAAGAAAGGUCUCACAGGAAAGUAUCUCUCAAAGGAACAAGUAAUGAAGGGGAUGCUGCUGAAACCACAGGCUUGUCAGCUGGGAAAGGUAGAAAGUACAGAGGGGGCAAGAAGCAGCAGCAUUCAGUGCCCAAUGCUCAUGUUCGUUCAGAAAUUAAAGAUCUUGAGCAGGUUCGGAAAGAGAGGCAGAAUAAGGCAAAUAGAACUUCUUACAUCAAAAGCAAGUCUAGUAAGGGCAAAAAAUUUGGUAAACAUGGAAAAAGAGGAAAAGCAAAAUAGUGAAAGACUGGUGGUAUUGGUGAUUGGUUUUGGAUGCCUACCGACUUCUUCCGAUGCACUGUGAAAGGACUCCACAGUUUUCACCUGAGCAGAUCUUUGUUUUUGCGCUGGCAAGGAGUUGAGAGAUGAUCAGCGCUCAUCCCUAUUUGAUGUCUAGUUCUACCUAGGAGUUCCAUUUCACUAGCCGUUAAGUAUUUUUGAGGAGAAUAUGGUUGUUUCAAGAAAUCUCCAUCAGUCGCCCAUUUGCCUUUUUGUUUUGCUGGCAGAGUUUUGGCUUCUUUAUUUUGCCGGUGAUUAAAGAAGUGGUUAAGUUGAUAAAGUGUCAUAUACCCUUUUAACAAAUUUUGUAUACUUACGCCGUCACGUAAUUUAUUUCUUGAUUUUUGUUAAAUUUGAUAGGGUUAAGAACUUUUGUAAUGGCAUUUUUUGUCAGCAGGAAGUUCGAAUAACGCAAUUACUCCUAUAAAAAGAGCGAACUAGGGUCCUAAUUAUUGAUAGUAAAACAAGAAUUAUGUAAA